CACUGGGCGGCUGUUACUGCAAGCACGCUUCAACGUUCGAGCCCUUUUUGUGUACAGUGCAGAUUGUCGUAACGCUACCUGGAGACAAGCUCGUUGCUUCAGAAAUACACAACGCGCACGAGACACUAUGUACAUACAUGAAAUCUUGCAGCAUAUAUCCUCAGUUAGUCUAUCCUCGCAAGUCUCUGUCAUACACGCCACACUUCACAUACUUCUGUCACGUAUUAUACACACAAAAAAGAAGAGCCGCAUACAACGACGCCUAUAGAACCCACGCUGUCAAGAAAAGAGCAGCGAGUAACACUCUGCUACGACGAAAGAAAGAAAAAAGGAAAAACCGAUUGUGCUAUUCAGCUUGGCAAGUGAAUUAACCACGCUCUCGGAACACCCCGCAAGCUGCGCGUUCCGUCGUAAACUUCCAAAACAGCCGGGAAAAGGCUGCGCGUCUCCCGAGAUUGUUUAGGGUACGCAUCGACGCCCAGCGCUAGUGAAAGUGCGUAUUUUCUGCUUUGAGGAUCGGUGAGGACAGCAUCGGCUCUACAACAGCACACAUGGAGGCUAUGCUCGAGACAGGGCACAAGAACACAACGAUGGGAGGAGUCCUCGGAGGUCUCAUGCUUUCAAGUUCAACCAUGCAUUUAACAACGACACCUGUGCCCUGGGAGGUGAAAGAUCUUCAGGUUGAAGAUGAAAGAAACAAGACAGAGCGAGUCAAGAUGGACUUCCGACCUGCCCGUCCUCUAGCAGUGAUGCUGGCAUGCCUCUUCUUCUUGUUCCUCGCCGUGGGCAUCCCGACGUUAAUCCAGAAGAAACGCCGCGAAGCGCGGGAGAGAAGGCAGCUGCAGGGACCCCACGAAAAUUACGGGACGACCAGGUCGACAGGAGAUGCCCUGCAAAGGAUAGAAGAGAACCGCCUUAGUAGCAACAGCACAUCUGACAGCAAAGACUAAGAAUUGUGUGACGUUACAGAGACACAUACAGUCAACGUGUGCCAAAAUGAACAGUGCUUCGAGUAUUGCGAAAGCGUAUUGUUUGGAACUGACCAGAGCUUUCACGUGUCUCAGUGGCGGGCAGGUUCUAGACCUUCUUUGUUUUUUGUUUGUUUGUUUUCGUAUCCGCUAAGUACUUAUUUACCGUAUGUGUGCAACGGCAAACGGACAUUGUUGUGAUAUGACGAAAAUAUCUUCGCUUUCAAGCCUU
Messenger RNA from Ornithodoros turicata, 1200 nucleotides. RefSeq lists its product as uncharacterized. The transcript is spliced from 5 exons. The coding region runs from base 552 to 950 and encodes 132 amino acids. NCBI's taxonomy places the organism in Eukaryota, Metazoa, Arthropoda, Arachnida, Ixodida, Argasidae. The record is from RefSeq and is a predicted model, not a curated record.